GUGCAAGUGUGAUAUCGAACUUUUUCAGCGUAGCAACUCUGAUUAUGGCUUCUGUCCGAGUCCGAGCUGUCACCGACCAAAUACUUUUACAAACUGGUGUAAGCAUUGUAAUGCUAAAAGAUUUCGACAAAACUUUAAUCGAUGGACAAGUGAUAAUUCAGCUAUUGACAAAUUUAUUCGUAAAGCUCAACUUUCAGCUAUGAGUCCAUGGGAAUUAUUGGAAUGGAUUCCUUACUCACGUCUUGAAAAAAUUACCUACGUGGCAAAGGGAGGGUUUAGUACUAUAUAUAAGGCUAUCUGGAUAGAUGGAUAUAUCCGUCAAUGGGACUUUGAAAAAGAUGAUUGGCUUAGGAAACAACUUUUGAUCCGAGAUUGGUCUUAUAUUUAUGAUGAAAUGUCACCAACCAAUGGUUCAACUAUUGGAAGGAUGGUUGUACUUAAAAUUCAAGAAUCCUCAAGCGAAGAAGCUUUUCUAAAUGAAUUGAAAUACCAUUUACAAUCAUUUAAAGCUGCAAGAAAAAUCGGAUCAAUGUUAUUCCCAUUAUUGGGAUGCUAUGCUUCGUUAAUAAAAAGAUGUUGGGAUGUAGACCCGCUUCGGAGACCAACCGCUAAUGAAAUAAGAAACAUUAUUGGUGACUGGUUAAAAUAUUUUAAUUUAAAAAAUUUCAAUGAUAUCGAAAUUAACGAAUUCUUGCAAGCUGACAAAAAGCUGCAAGAAUAUGAUUCAAUGUCCCGGCAAAUAUCAAGAAGUCAAUUACAUUCUGAAGCAUUUUAUACUAGCAGGUUACUCAACUUUUUGUCGCUCGAUAAUCUUUAUAAAUACGAAAGUAAAAUUAAAAGAAAUCAUAGUUUGACCUUUCUUAAUGAAAAUUCAGAAUUACUCAUGGCCAGCAAGGAAAUUGAAUUUACUCCGAUGUGA
Dentiscutata erythropus is the source of this 919-nucleotide messenger RNA. The record is from the annotation of a GenBank genome assembly. Lineage: Eukaryota; Fungi; Glomeromycota; Glomeromycetes; Diversisporales; Gigasporaceae.